This is a messenger RNA of Tachyglossus aculeatus (Australian echidna), 928 nucleotides long. It is a transcript of the gene NDUFAF4, whose product is annotated as NADH:ubiquinone oxidoreductase complex assembly factor 4. Gene Ontology annotation, cellular component: mitochondrion. The transcript is spliced from 3 exons. NCBI's taxonomy places the organism in Eukaryota, Metazoa, Chordata, Mammalia, Monotremata, Tachyglossidae. The record is from RefSeq and is a predicted model, not a curated record. Gene Ontology annotation, biological process: mitochondrial respiratory chain complex I assembly. Bases 75 to 617 code for a protein of 180 amino acids.
CAACUGCGCAUGCCCAGAUUCCCGGCCGGGCGGGAGGGCGCGUGUCCCUUAUUCCCGUAUCCCGGAGGAAGGAGAUGGGGGCCAGGCUCGCCCGCGGCCUGCGGAAUUUCAACCUGGAGCAGCGGGUGGCGAGGGAGGUGGGCAGGGACAAGCCCCUGGCCGCCCCCACCCAUCCCACCGCCCGGGAUCUCAUUGGCGACCAACUGAGACGCCACCCAGAAAUUCGAGAAGAAGUGACCAAAAAGGAUGACAAGCUCCUGACGCUGUUAAAAGGAGUUUACGUGGACUCCCACGAGCCUGGUCUUCAGAGGCAGGAAACCACAGGCCAGACUCCACGGGGGACAGCGAGAAACCCAGAGGUCCGAUUGCCGAAAGGAAAUCAUUUAAACCUUUCGGAAGUCCGGAACAUUCCCAAAGGCAAGAUUUCGGUGGUGGAGGCGCUGAUGAUCCUCAAUAACCACAAACUCCAUCCGGAAACCUGGACUGCCAAGAAAAUCGCUCAGGAAUAUCAACUGGAGCUGGGAGAGGUGGAGUCCCUACUCAGAUUCUUCAUCGUCUUCGAUAUGGAGAUCUUUUCCCCGGAUGGGGAACCUAGGAAAGCAAUCGGAGCUAAAUGAAAGGAACCAACUCCUCAAAGAACCUUUGAUUCCUCUCCUGCGCCGUCCUCGGGCUGCUCGAUUGUACGAUAAAGUCGACGGAGAGCGGAAAACCGUCCACUUUCCCCAAGAGACUGGCUGGGCGGAGGAAUAGUGGCCCGGUAACCAGCAUAUAGUAGCGUGAAUUCCGGACGUGUUAGCAGGGAGGAUUUUGCAUGGGGAAUUUUACUAUUCCGGCCUGGCGGAGCGUAUGACUGGGUGAAAACAGUUCCGGUCUCCUGACGAUUUUCUUGGAUCCUUCAUCUCUGUACAAUUAAAAAAAAAAAAAAAAU